AUGUUUAAAAAAAGGGUAGUAAAAUCCCAACAAGUUUCAAAACGAAAGAUAGAUGAUGUUAAUGAAGCAGGUGAUGAUGCUCCUGUGAAGAAAAAGGUCACCACUACAACCAUCAAAGCUCCAGUGAAACAAACCACACCCUCCCCAUUGGAAAAGACCUCCGAUGCGGCAGCAGUUGAAAUUAAAUCCACUCCGUCCAGCAAGGGACAACUAAAGCCACUUGCCGCUAAUAUUAAAACCACGGUAAUUACCGACUUCCAACCAGAUGUAUGUAAAGACUUCCAACAAACUGGGUAUUGUGGGUAUGGUGAUACAUGUAAGUUCCUACAUAUUCGAGAUGAAUCCAAACAAAAAAUCCCUAUAAACAAAGAUUGGGUAGUGAGUAAAAAAAGUAAAAAUAUCGAGGAUAUCCCGUUCAAAUGUGUUUUGUGCAAAGAUGAUUACAAAUCACCCAUAAGAACUCAAUGUGGACAUGUUUAUUGCAAGGGGUGUUUUUUAAACCGGUUCAAGGUGAAAAAGAACAGUAAAUGUUACAUCUGUGAAGAAGAAACAAACGGAGUCAUGAUACCAGUAAAUAGGAAAUAG
Molecule: messenger RNA, 585 nt
Organism: Candida tropicalis MYA-3404
Lineage: Eukaryota; Fungi; Ascomycota; Pichiomycetes; Serinales; Debaryomycetaceae
Product: U2-type spliceosomal complex subunit
Exons: 1
Coding region: 1-585 (194 amino acids)
Biological process (GO): snoRNA splicing
Cellular component (GO): U2-type spliceosomal complex
Molecular function (GO): metal ion binding
Source: RefSeq, a predicted model, not a curated record